Spinacia oleracea (spinach) is the source of this 1894-nucleotide messenger RNA. Its product is annotated as protein POLLENLESS 3. The transcript is spliced from 5 exons. NCBI's taxonomy places the organism in Eukaryota, Viridiplantae, Streptophyta, Magnoliopsida, Caryophyllales, Amaranthaceae. Gene Ontology annotation, molecular function: protein binding. Bases 212 to 1720 code for a protein of 502 amino acids. The record is from RefSeq and is a predicted model, not a curated record.
GUUGCACUGUGAAAAUUCAAAUAAUAACGGCUAGUCAAGAUUUUCUCACACACCAAAUUUCCUCUUGUUGCUUCUCAGGCUCUAGUCGUCCUUUAUCAACUCUCUCUCUUUCUCUCUCCUCUCAAUCAGAGAAACUACCCAGUUUCUUACCCUAAUCUGCAACAAAACAACAAUCAACCACUCACAAAUUCGACACUUUUCAACAACAAAAAUGAUCAAAGACGACAAAUUACAGGGAUUUUAUACACCACCUCCAAAACGUAAUUCAAGACCACCAAAAACAUGGAUGUCAGAGCAGCCCAUCAAGAACAGACAUCCCCAUCAUUUCCAUGUCAUUCACAAAGUCCCUUCUGGUCAUUCUCCGUACGUCAAGGCCAAACAUGUUCAGUUGAUAGAAAAGGAUCCAAGCAAAGCAGUGGCCUUGUUCUGGAAUGCUAUAAAUGCUGGUGAUCGUGUUGAUAGUGCUUUGAAGGACAUGGCAGUUGUGAUGAAACAAUUGGAUCGGUCGAAUGAGGCCAUCGAGGCUAUUAAAUCUUUUCGCCAUCUCUGUUCAUUUGAUUCUCAAGAAUCUCUUGAUAAUGUGCUACUGGAACUUUAUAAGCGGUCUGGAAGGCUGGAAGAGCAGAUUGAGGUUAUUGAGCUUAAGCUAAAGAGACUUGAAGAAGGCAAUACUUUUGGGGGAAGGAGAGUGAAAGUGGCAAAGUCACAGGGCAAGAAGAUUCACAUAACAGUUGAGCAAGAAUAUGCAAGGCUUUUAGGGAACUUGGCAUGGGCAUACUUGCAACAAAAUGAUUAUAAAACUGCUGAGGAAUAUUAUAGGAAAGCUCUAUCACUUGAGGCUGACAAGAACAAGCAGUGCAAUCUUGCAAUCUGCUUGAUGUGCAUGAACAGGUUAACUGAGGCCAAGUUUCUACUUCAAGUCAUCCGUGCUUCAGAUUCUCAAGGGGAGAUGGAUGAGUCCUAUGCCAAGUCCUUUGAGAGGGCAUUUGAACUCUUCACUGAAUUGGAAACUCAACAAGAUAAAUCAUCUUCGUUUGAAGCUGAAAAGGAAAACCGUUGUGGAAAUGUCAAACUCUUGCAGAAAAAGCCACUUCGAAACAGCAAUACAAGUGUUUCAGAUAACCAAUUUGAUCUUGAUGAUAAGAAAACGUACACACCAUCAGUUGAAGGUCGAGGAAUCCUCAAGAGUCCAUUCACACAGCCCAAGAGAAGUUUUUGUGUAGACAAUGGGAAUUGGAAAAAAGGAACAUACAGGGAUGAACCAGUAAGCUGCUUGCCUCGCAGGCUCCAAUUCGAAAAUCCUGCAGAUUCCACAAAUUUGAAAAGUAAAUAUUUGCAGACAAACCAGGAUGGUGGGAGUAUUAAAAUGAUUAAUAUGCCAGUCGAUUCUACUCCAGAUAGAAAUGUUCCGGACAAGAAAGCUCUUGAUGCUGUUGACAGAAAAGAAACCUCUAAUAAUUGGGAUUUCACGAGCUUUAAAUCUCAGAAGAGCUGGGCUGAUAUUGCUGAGGAAGAAGAAGAAGAGGAGAUGAUGCCUCCAUUACCAGGAGUCAAGUCUUGUGAAAAAGAAUUCAGCAUAAAAUUACAAUCACUGAGUUUUAAUCAAGAUGCAGAAAAGCAAUCGCCAGCAUGCCGACCAUUAUUUUUUAACCAACAGAAGCAGCAGGAACCACUCAAGAGUAACAGACUUCAGGUGUUCCGUGAUUUGACUCCAGAAUAAUACAGAGUUUUUGUGCAUGCAAUUUUUUGCUAGUUUAGUGUUCAUAAAUUUGACAUAUUAUCAUUCUUUGAUUUCAUGUAACUGCUGUACGUAAAAUUUCAUCUUAUGACAGUAAAUGAGUAUAGGGACUAGGCUGUAUCAGCAAAUACAAGUAAAAAACAAAUAUUGUCAACA